ACAACAACAUGGUAGCAACACAACAUGGCAGCAGCACAACAUGGUAGCAGCACAAAACAGGGCACAAACAUUAUUGGGCACAGACAACAGUACAAAGGGCAAGAAAGUAGAGACAACAAUACAUCACGCAAAGCAGCCACAACUGUCAGUAAGAGUGUCCAUGAUUGAGCCUUUGAAUGAAGAGAUUGAGAUAAAACUGUCCAGUUUGAGGGGGUUUUGCAGCUCGUUCCAGUCACUAGCUGCAUCGAACAGAAAAGACGAGCGACCCAGGGACGUGUUUGCUUUGGGGACCUUUAACAGAAUGUGACUGGCAGAACGGGUGUAUGUGGAGGUUGAGGUCUGGAAACUGUGUAUCAGGAUUUUGUGGCCAUUUACACAGAUGGCUCAAAGGCUCUAAGGACAGACAUACCGGGUCAGCAUUUGUAGUGCAGGAAUGUGGGGUGGAAGUCAGAAAACGUAUUACAGAUAAUCUGGCUGUAUAUACGGCGGAGCUGAUGGCCAUACUGUUGGCCUUGUAGUGGGUGUAGGAAGUCAAGCCAGACAGAGUAGUUAUUUGCUCUGAUUCAUGUGCAGUGUUAAUGAGUCUCCAGUCCUUUAGCUCAUGUAGCAGACAAGACCUGCUUUAUGAGGUGCUACAAACCCAUGGCAGGAUUAGACAGAUGGGUAUACAGAUAACAUUUACUUGGGUCCCAGCCCAUGUGGGGGUGGAGGGGAACAAGGCAGUUAAUGUACUGGAUAUACAAGCACUUAGAAGUGGGGAUGUUGAUGUUGUAGUUUCAAUGAGCAAGGCAGAGGCAAAAAGCCUGAUAUGGACAGUGAUGGUGCAGAGAGGGCAGGAGCAGUGGAAUAGAGAUACUAAGGGCAGGCAUUUAUUUCAAGUACAAAGGAAAGUCGGGAGGGGAGGACGGCAGGAAGGGACAGAAGAGAGGUGGAUAUUUUUUACAAAUUAAGGGUGGGACACAGCCGGUUGAAUAAGACCUUACAUGUGAUAGGAAAGCAUCCAACAGGAAAGUGUGAUUAUUGUCAGGAAACAGAGACCGUGGAGCAUGUAUUGCUACAGUGUGGACAGUAUUAGAGGGAAAGAGAGAGGCUGAGAUCUAGUAUGAGGGAGAAGGGGAUAUAGGACAUUAGUUUAAAGAGUAUAUUGAGUAGAACGUCAUUAGAUAUAGUCUCAAAUAUUUUGUUGUCUUUUUUUAAGAGUAACAGGGCUGGCAGGUAGGAUUUAGUUUCUCCCUGUCUCUGGCCCACACUCCAGGACAGUAUGUGGUGGUAAUGCACCAUAACGUUGGAUGCCAACCGCUGAUAAACCCCACCGAAGAAGAAGAAGCCAUUAUACCAUAGAAGAAUAGUGCAUCUACAGGAUGUCGGUGAACGAGGAGCGCACUGUGACCAUACAGGACAUACUGGAAGACAAGGAACUACAAGAGGCUUAUGCUGUGUUGGCUGGAAGUGAUCCAGAGAAUUGUUCCUAUCCCCAGGGAUACGUGAAGAGACAGGCUGUUUUUGCCUGCAACACUUGCACACCCAGGGGGGUAGAACCUGCUGGGCUCUGCCUUGCCUGCACCAACCAUUGCCAUGAUGGGCAUGACAUAUUUGAGCUCUACACAAAAAGGAAUUUCCGAUGUGAUUGUGGAAACAGCAAGUUUGGCGUGUUUAGGUGCCAGCUGAGUCCUGGCAAAGACCAACAUAAUGCAAAAAAUCAUUACAAUCACAACUUCCAUGGCUGUUACUGUACCUGUGACAGACCUUACCCAGACACUGCUGAAGAUCAGGUUAAUGAGGAUAUGAUUCAGUGCAUCAUCUGUGAGGACUGGUAUCAUCCCAGGCACCUGGGUUGUACGGUGGAAGACUCUGAGGAGCUGCAGGAGAUGGUUUGUGAGACCUGCAUGAACAAAGCCCCCUUCCUCUGGACAUACGCCACCCACAUUGCAGUUAAAGAUGGAAGAUGUCAGUCUUCUUCAUCUAGAGAACCUCCCAUGGUCAAAGUGAGCCACUGUAAAGGGGAGUUUGAAGUCAACAAGGAGGAAGAUAAGGAGCCAGAGGACAAGAGGAGGGAUGAGCCCUGUAAGAACGGGGACGAGGGGUCCUCUACCAACCCCAGCUGUCAGGAGAAGAAGCAGGCUACGAAUGGGAGGUCUGUCUACAAACGGACUCACCAGGAGAUGACAGGCCUUCCUGUGAAGAGCCAGGAUAAGACUGUGUACUGCAGGCUGAGGGAGCUGAAGACACAAGGUCUGGAGAGAGCUAGGGAAGGGGCUGUGUUCUGGCCUUACCACUGGAGAGCCAAGCUGUGCACCUGCGUCAGCUGCAAGAGGGCAUACGUUGAUGCGGGAGUGCAGUUCCUGCUGGAUGAGUCAGACACUGUCCUGGCCUAUGAGAACAGAGGCACUGUAGAGCAAGGACCUGCUAGUCUUGACGGUCUGCUCAUGUCAAGCCUGAGUACUCUGGACCGCGUGCAGCAACUGGAGAUUGUUUACCAGUUCAAUGAGAUGCAGACUGAACUGAUGACGUUCCUACGGCAGAUAGCUGAUGAAGGAAAGGUUGUCACAGCAGAGGCCAUCCACCAGUUCUUUGGGGAGCUGAUGUCCAGGAAGAGGCGGCAAAUGAACAGCUGAUGUCAUUCUGCCCCUCAGUGUCGUUGUCUACUUGUUUUUUUAAUGUUACUUUGGGUUCAUAGCAAAACUGUUCGAUGUCCCUCAAACGCCUUCUGCUUUAAAUAAAAGAUACUGUUGCUGA
Molecule: messenger RNA, 2736 nt
Organism: Salvelinus fontinalis (brook trout)
Lineage: Eukaryota; Metazoa; Chordata; Actinopteri; Salmoniformes; Salmonidae
Product: putative E3 ubiquitin-protein ligase UBR7
Exons: 13
Coding region: 1362-2615 (417 amino acids)
Cellular component (GO): cytoplasm
Molecular function (GO): ubiquitin protein ligase activity; zinc ion binding
Source: RefSeq, a predicted model, not a curated record